Molecule: messenger RNA, 1447 nt
Organism: Fimicolochytrium jonesii
Lineage: Eukaryota; Fungi; Chytridiomycota; Chytridiomycetes; Spizellomycetales; Powellomycetaceae
Exons: 1
Coding region: 153-1250 (365 amino acids)
Source: RefSeq, a predicted model, not a curated record
UUCCGCGGAAUGCCGAGGUUAUUGCCCGCAGCCGUAGACGUUGUGCUGGUCGCAACUCUACUGGCCGGCCUCAGGCGGUCCGGCGACUUUGGUGAGUACUGUCAAUUUACCGGACUGCGCUGGACAACUGCAAGGGAGGACUAGGGAGAAUUAUGGCUUUGCGUCAAAGCGCUUUCUAUCCGGAAAAGAGGGAGAGGAGCCCAGAAAGCUCAUUGUUGCGGUCAUGGCCGAUGUUCACUGUCUUACAUCCGGUCUGCUGCACUUUUGUAGAACUAGCGACAGACACCGUCCGGUCACCGUUCCUCCGCUGGCUCCUCUUUCAAUUUUUCUUUCUCGGUGAACGUUUCCUCGACCUCCUCAUUGUCCUUGCGAAAAAGUAUCCGAUGGUAUUCAGACCUAGACUUGGCCAUUUUCUUGCAAAUCAAGGGACGAACCGCGUGGAGGGCGGAAGGAUGGACGGUCGCGGCGAUACACAGGAUCCAGGAAGAGCGGCGAUUGCGGGCAAUGAGGGCGAGCGAACGUCAGUGGUGGAAAUGAGAGCUGUGCCAGCACCCGCAGCCCCUCCUCCUCCACCGCCACUCCCACCAGCGCCGGUUGCUACAUCUCUCACGCGGACGGCGCACAAUGUGGAUCAACCCACCACACCCUACAAAUACCCACCAUCGCAGCUCGCAAAUGCUCCUGCGCCUCGAUAUGCUCCAACAACGGUCAUCAAAGCCUGGGACGACGGCGGUGACGACGAACGACAGGCGAGGUACGCCUGUUCCGAUGACGACGACGGCGAACUGCUGGACGGAUCGCCAAGAGUACCCCAGUCCUUGCCGGCGCAGCAACACCAGUACAUUGCACUCGCCACGCAAGACGCUAACUCAGUUUACUAUCACCACCCACCCCAGCACGGCAGCACAUACAAAACUACCCCCGCGCCGACGCCAUACACUACCACCACUACUACUCCACACCACCGCACGCAACAGCACCACUACGCGGCGGCAGGGGGCCUCGCGAGAUCGAGUCCGCAGACUCAAUAUUACAUCCGCACCACGGCGCCGGCGCCAGUGCCACGACCGCCGCACCAUCACCAGGAAUACGCGCAGAUGGUUGAGAUUGAUGUGGAGGAUGGGGAGGUCCCGGUUGAGCGCGUGUCCGCUGGGCGAAAAGCGUAUCGCAGUGGGAUGAGCAGUGGUGGGUACGAUGGGAAGGUGGUGCGGUACUUGCAGCGACGCAUCGGGAGCAGGACCGAGGGAUAAACUGUAAUGACAUGAAAACGAACGGGGUGGGGCAGAAUAGAAUACGUGAGAAGCAGAAGCAGAUGGACGGCAGACAUGCGCGAGUCUUUUUUCUGGUUCAAUUCCUGCAUGUCGUAGCAGUGAUUUGAACGGUAGUUACACUCUGUUUUGGAUGAUAAUGCAUUGGCUUCCCUAUCAACUCGUACCACUGGACAAAU